GAGUGGACCCAGAUGAACUGUGGGAUGAUACAUAUAUUCCACACAAAAAUGAAUACAAACAAAGCGAUGAGAAUCUUCGUAAUGAAAAGAUUGAUCAAGAUGAAAUUGAUGCUUUACUUGAAGAAGCGGAAGAAUUUAUUGAAAACUAUGAUGAUGAACACACCAAAAAUGUCAAAGAACAGGCAGAAGACAGGAGUGUUGCAAGUAUUUAUGAACCAUUGAGACGGAGAAAUGAUGAUGAAAAUUCCGAUCAAGAUCCCAAUCCAAAUGACAAAUAUCAGAAUGAUGAGGAUUUAAAUGAAAAGAUUCAAGAAAUUGAAGAAGACAUUCAAAAAGACAAAGAAGAUGUCGAAUCACUUAACGAUGAAGAGCAAAUUGAAGAAACACGCGAAACAUAUGAGGAAAAUGACGAUUUAAUUGAUUGA
Molecule: messenger RNA, 425 nt
Organism: Cylindrotheca closterium
Lineage: Eukaryota; Bacillariophyta; Bacillariophyceae; Bacillariales; Bacillariaceae
Source: the annotation of a GenBank genome assembly